GGCAUAUUCAACCUUUAUGGUCUCAUUCGAAACCAGAGCUGGGUUCAUGAGAACGCUCUGAUAUGACGUUGCCCCAAAGUAAAAUACCCAACAAGGCUUCAAACUUUUAUUGUGUGUAAAUAAAGUCGUCAGGCUUCAUUAAAACACAUAUUUCAGGUUGUUAAGCACGUUAUUUACAUAAUUGCCAUUUGAAGAGCAUUUGUUGAUAAUUCAAAGAUUCUGCGUGGCGCAAAUAACCCUGGCACCUCUGUAAACAGAAGAGUUUGAUUGAUCGUUGGACGUUUUCGCGUAAUUAUAACUACUUUAAGUUUAGAAAUAAGUGGAAGGUACCUAGAUGGAUCUAUAAAAACAGGAAUAAUGGUAAUGAAAUUUAUCACACACUUUCUUGCUCAAAUCGGACCGCAGUCUGAGUAUACUUGGACUCGUUUAAUUUACAGUGCACUUAAGGCUCCUACAUAUCAUUUGUAUUUUGAAUUGCUACUAAUUAUUGGUAUCAUAUGGUUGUUGUUUAAACGCAGUUAUCGUAUUAAUGAUGUAAUCAAUCUAAGUGUGGAGGAGAAAAAUCAACUGAUCAAUGAAUGGAAACCCGAUAGUUUGGUUCCGAAAGAUUGGGAACCAUCAAAAUAUCUAUUAAAACAAUUCCACAGAUGUGCGAAUGGUCCUCUUGGCAAAUAUGUCAAUUUCAAUUUAGAAGUGGAAGAGUUUGGAGCUACUGAAAACAAUGUUAGUAAGAAUCAUCUUAAUUUCUCAACAUUAAAUUUCCUAAACUUUGUUGGGGAUUCGGAUUUGUCUAAUGUCGCUACUGAGCAGCUGAAAAAAUAUGGUGUUGGAUCAUGUGGACCAAGAGGAUUCUAUGGCACUUUUGAUGUUCAUCUUGAAUUGGAAAAUAAGUUGGCUGAAUUCCUCGGUGUUGAAAAAGCAGUAAUUUAUUCUUAUGGAGCAGCUACAUUUUCUAGUGCUAUCCCAUCCUAUUCCAAACGAACUGAUGUAAUAUUUGCGGAUGAAGGUAUCAACCAUGCUACGUAUCUAGGCUUAGUGGCAUCUAGAAGUCAUGUUCGAUUUUUCCGUCAUAAUGAUAUGGAACAUUUGGAACAAUUACUGAUAGCACAGGCAAAAAGAGAUAAAGAAGAUCCUAAGCGUGCAUUACUAACUCGCCGAUUUUUUGUUGUUGAAGGUAUUUAUUUCAAUUCUGGAGAAAUUUGUCCCUUAUCUGAGCUUAUUGCUUUAAAAUAUAAAUACAAAGUUCGCAUUUUGUUAGAUGAGACCAUUUCUUUUGGAGUAUUAGGUAAGACUGGUAGGGGUGUAACGGAAUAUUUUGGUGUUAAUAUAGAAGACAUUGACUUAAUCUCAGGUUCGUUGGAAACUGCUUUAGGGGUAUGUGGAGGAUUUUGUGCUGGAUCGCAGUAUGUUGUUGGUCAUCAAGAACUCUCUGGACAAGCAUAUUGUUUUUCAGCUUCUCUACCACCAAUGUUAGCUAAAGCUGCAUGUACAGCAAUUUCUAAACUGCAAUCGCCUAAGGAAAAUGGUAAACGUAAUCAACGGUUAUUGGAAUUAUCCAGAUUAACUGACAAUUUGUUUCAUUCGAACAGCAAGUUAACCAGUAUUUGGAAACUAUAUGGUCAUCCGGAUAGUCCGUUAAAACACUUAAGAUUCAGAGAAAAUAAUACUUUAGGUAAACUUGAGGCUGUUGUCCAAACUGCUUUUGAUUGGACUGAUGAGCGAAAUUUGAAAGCACCUCCUUUAUUGUUGACAGUAUCAAGAUAUACGUAUAGUAUAAAUUUCCCUGCUCCACCUCCAAGUAUUCGUAUUGCUUUGAAUUGUGAUUUAACUAAUGAAGAAUUGCGUCAUCUAUUCUAUGUUCUUUCUUCAAUAGUUCCUGCAUGAAUCGACCAGUAAAUGAUGAAAUUUACAUUCAAUAAUGUUGGCUGUGAAACAUUUUAACAAAACAUGAUAUUUGUCCCUGUAAUAUUAUGGACGUCACUAGCUUAAUAAUAUUAUAUUUUUAGUUUUUUGUAAAUGUCUCUUUAGUAAUAAACAGGUUAAAUAUAAUUAGCGUUUUUGCGU
This is a messenger RNA of Schistosoma bovis, 2064 nucleotides long. Lineage: Eukaryota; Metazoa; Platyhelminthes; Trematoda; Strigeidida; Schistosomatidae. The record is from the annotation of a GenBank genome assembly.